CCAGAGCAAGUAACGUGGGAACCACAGAACAACAGCAUUUUACAGCAGCAGCCGCCUCUGAUUAAAAUUAUCAGCUUCAUCAGACUGCAUCAAGACCCAGGACUGCUCCUUCAAGGAAAGAGAGGACCAAGCAAUGAUGAAGACCAUGUCUGGUGGAAACUGCACCCUGAAUGUGCCAGCCAAGAACUCGUACCGCAUGGUAGUGCUGGGAGCCUCCAGGGUGGGGAAAAGCUCCAUUGUCUCACGCUUUCUCAAUGGCCGGUUUGAGGACCAGUACACUCCCACCAUUGAGGAUUUUCAUCGCAAGGUCUACAACAUCCGGGGAGACAUGUAUCAGCUGGACAUCCUGGACACCUCCGGGAAUCACCCUUUCCCAGCUAUGAGGAGGCUUUCCAUCCUGACAGGGGAUGUUUUCAUCCUGGUAUUCAGCUUGGACAACAGAGAAUCCUUUGAUGAAGUCAAGAGGCUCCAGAAACAGAUCCUUGAGGUCAAAUCCUGCCUGAAGAACAAGACCAAGGAAUCAGCUGACCUCCCCAUGGUGAUCUGUGGCAACAAAAAUGACCACAGUGAAAUCUUCCGCAAGGUACGCUCAGAUGAAGGUGAGAACCUUGUCUCCAGUGAUGAAAACUGCGCUUAUUUCGAAGUUUCAGCCAAGAAGAACACCAAUGUGGAUGAGAUGUUCUAUGUCCUCUUCAGCAUGGCCAAGCUACCUCAUGAGAUGAGCCCAGCUCUCCACAGGAAAAUCUCCAUCCAGUAUGGUGACACCUUCCAACAGAAAUCCUUCCGGAUGCGCAGAGUCAAGGACAUGGACGCCUACGGCAUGAUCUCUCCCUUUGCUCGCCGGCCAAGCGUCAACAGUGAUCUGAAGUACAUCAAAUCAAAAGUUCUCAGGGAAGGUCAGUCAAGGGAGAGGGAGAAAUGCACAAUCCAAUGAAGGGGGCUUGCACUUCUGUCUGAAGUCAUCAUCCACAUGUAGUGCCUUACAAGAAAAAUGGUCUGUGGAAGCACAGAAUGGGCUCACAGGGUUCAUCAAGAAAACCCAACAUGGAGAAAGGCUAACUCUUCCUGCAGAUUCUGCUGAAUCAUGAAUGUAAAUAACAUCGUCCUUGUAAAUGACUGGGAAAAAUCAUAUGCCUGAGAUACGAGUGCAUUUCUCUGUCUUUGUAAUGUAGUUUCUCUUCAUUCCCCUUUUUGUUUAAAGAAUAGAGACCUGAGAAGUAAAGAAAUUUCAACCUCAUCCUUACAAAGAAAGUAGGUCAAAAAUGCACAGAAGGCAUUACCCAG
Messenger RNA from Balearica regulorum gibbericeps (East African grey crowned-crane), 1284 nucleotides. It is a transcript of the gene RASD2, whose product is annotated as RASD family member 2. The record is from RefSeq and is a predicted model, not a curated record. Gene Ontology annotation, biological process: signal transduction. Gene Ontology annotation, molecular function: GTPase activity; GTP binding; G-protein beta-subunit binding. NCBI's taxonomy places the organism in Eukaryota, Metazoa, Chordata, Aves, Gruiformes, Gruidae.